AUGGCAAGUGGAUACCCUAUUGGUAUAUUCAAGCGCACUACAAUUGAAGACAAGUACAAGUGUAACUACUGUAGACAGAUAUUAAGGCAACCAAUCCAGACAUACUGUGGACAUCGAUUCUGUAAAAAGUGUUUCGAUCUGAUACUUUCAAGGCACACACCACCAAUUUGUAAUGCAUGCAAGGAAGAAGGAAGUCAUUCUGUUCUAAGUACAGAGGAGUGCUAUCAAGAUAAAGCUAUACAACGAGAAUUGAGUAAAUAUGAAGUUCGUUGUCAAAAUGAAGGAUGUAAUUGGACUGGGAUAUUCAAAGAUUACGACGAGACUCAUGUUGAUGAGUGUCCCGCCCAGGUGAUACAUUGUAUAAAGUAUGGAUGUGAGGCACAAGUCAGAAGAGAUGCUCUUGCACAUCAUUUACGUACAGAGUGUGACAUGAGAGUCAUACAGUGUGAUUACUGUGAUGUUCAACUUCCAUAUAAGGAAAUUAAGAUGCAUACUAAAGAAUGUGACAAAGUGCCAUCGGAAUGCCCAAAUUGUCAUAAGCAGAACAUACCACGAGGAGAGCUUAAAUUGCACCUUGAUGCAAAUAAUGGAGACUGUAGCAAGAAAAUAGUUCCAUGUGAGUUCGAGAAAGUUGGAUGCGAAAGAAAGAUGGAGAUUGGGAAAUUAAAAGAACACCAUCACGAAUACACUGUCCAGCAUCUACAACUGUUGUUUCACUACCUGAUACCAUUUCUAGCCAUGGUACAGGACGUUAACGGCAAAUUCGGUAGCGUUAUGAGCAUUAAAAAAACGGUCGAAAAGCAGCAACAAGGAAUUGAGAGUUUGACGACCACCGUACAUGAUCUGGAAACUCAGGUAAAGAAACGCUUGACAGAGUCAGAGAGAACGGCUGAGCAUCCAAAUGGGCUUCUAGUGACAGGACUCAUCCAAGAGCAAGGCAAGAAAAUCGAAGACAUGGGCAACAAGACAAAACUUUUACACAGUAAGGUCACGACAUACGAAGGUAUUGUAGGUGUUUUGAGUAACGAAGUUGAAAAUGAAGCUGAAAAACUGAAAGAAGUAGAAAUGAGUUUGAAAAGAGAAAGAGAACGAUCAGACGCGUUAGAGCGAAAGAUCAAAUCACAAGAUAGAAUUAUUGCAAUGAAAGAUGUAGCACUUGCGGAACAAGAUUUAAGAAUUCAAUCUUUAGAGAUGACGUCUUACGAUGGAGUUUUAGUGUGGAAAAUAACAGAUUCUGCACAAAAACAAUGCGAUGCAGUUUCUCAGAGAACCCUCUCGAUAUACUCCCCUUGCUUCUUUACUAGUCGCCAUGGUUACAAGAUGUGCGCUCGUAUUUACCUUAAUGGGGAUGGCAUGGGAAAGGGUAACCACGUUUCUCUGUUCUUUGUAAUUAUGAGAGGAACUUUUGACGGACUUUUAAGAUGGCCAUUUCGGCAGAAGGUCACGCUAAUGUGGAUAGAUCAAAAUCACCGAGAGCACGUGAUCGAUGCGUUCAGACCUGACCCAACAUCAAACUCAUUUAAACGACCCAGCCAAGAUAUGAAUAUCGCAAGUGGGUGUCCUUUGUUUAUGCCUCUUGCACAAAUUCAUAGUCCACGACAUGCAUACGUCAAAGACGACGUGGCGUACAUCAAGAUCAUUGUUGACAAUAGUGACAUUAAUUAAAAUAUUCUCCAAGUUUCAUUACCAGGUGAACUUCAUAGCCGCAUUCAAAAAACAGAAUAAGUUGUUGUCAUUUAUAUCCACAGAUAUGUAAAUUAAGUCAGGUUGAAUUUAUUUACAUGUGAUUUAUUUGCGUUACUGUUGUUAUGAUAGCGACUUCACGUUCGCGCAUUCGGUUCACACGCUGUUAGACUAUUGUUUAGAAUCAACAACGUGCAUGUUUAGGGUGAAGAUUAUAAACAUAUAAUACAGGAAUUUUAUAAAUGUUUACUUAUUGUAUUUAGU
Saccoglossus kowalevskii is the source of this 1947-nucleotide messenger RNA. RefSeq names its product TNF receptor-associated factor 2-like. Gene Ontology annotation, cellular component: cytoplasmic side of plasma membrane. Gene Ontology annotation, molecular function: zinc ion binding; tumor necrosis factor receptor binding. The record is from RefSeq and is a predicted model, not a curated record. Lineage: Eukaryota; Metazoa; Hemichordata; Enteropneusta; Harrimaniidae. Gene Ontology annotation, biological process: regulation of apoptotic process; regulation of canonical NF-kappaB signal transduction; signal transduction.